UGUACAAAUAGUUUUUUUUUUUUUUUAAUCACAGGACAGCAGCACCUACCGCAGCAGCCCAGCUCCUGACUCCUCGGUUUUGGGGUGCCUUUGAGGACCGGUUUCCCAUUACUCUUCAUGGAAAGCCUCCAACAAGGGCGCAGGCAGCAGAGGCAGGAUUUAUGGACCGCAGCUACUACCACUACUGGAGGAGGCUUCAGUACAAGCUGCGGGUACAGUAUAUUCUCGGUAAGUGCUUACAACGGUGCCAGUCACAUUAUGGUCUACUUUAAGUGAGCUAUGUUUGGUUAAAACUCACCCAAGUCCUGUCCCCCAGAGCAGUCCACUGGCAGGACCAGCCAAAAACCCCUGGCAUCUCACAUCCAGCGUGCCAUUGCUAAGGAGAAUGCGUGGACUACCAACGUGCCCUCUGUGGACAGUGUUCUGCUGGCGUGGGUGCCCUGCCAGGAGCCAUCGGCUGCAGAGAAUGAUCCUGUGAUCAUUGCCUCCGUGGUCCAGCAGAAAUGGAAAGGGCUGGCCAUUAAGAGCUUUGAGGGGAAAGGUAAAGGGGUCAUUGCCACCAUGGAGUUCAAGAGGAACCAGGUCGUGUGUGACUACCACGGUGAAGUGGUCUCCAAGCAGGAAGGGGAGCGGAGGUUGGAGACCCUCACCGGGGAGCCGUCAUACCUGUUCUUCUUUAAGGGCAAGGGUGGCAAGCCUCUCUGCAUCGAUGCCCAGAAGUUCCCCUGUGACUGCCACCCAGACCAGGAGACUUAUGGGAGGAGGAUGAACCAUUCCCGCAGCAAAAACAAUGUGCGGCCUCAGAGAGUUUCUCUGAAAUUUCUGGAUGGUCCCAGGGAAUGCGUUCUCUUCUUCGCUCUGCGGGACAUUGCCGUCAGCGAGGAGCUCCUGUGGGAUUACGGGGUUCGCAGGUCAUCAUUCCAAGGAGAAGGGUGGGAUCUUUCUUGGCUUGAUGACUGA
Cyprinus carpio (common carp) is the source of this 960-nucleotide messenger RNA. RefSeq names its product N-lysine methyltransferase KMT5A-like. NCBI's taxonomy places the organism in Eukaryota, Metazoa, Chordata, Actinopteri, Cypriniformes, Cyprinidae. Gene Ontology annotation, molecular function: protein binding. The record is from RefSeq and is a predicted model, not a curated record. The coding region runs from base 562 to 960 and encodes 132 amino acids. The transcript has 2 exons.